Epinephelus fuscoguttatus (brown-marbled grouper) is the source of this 1970-nucleotide messenger RNA. RefSeq names its product trans-L-3-hydroxyproline dehydratase. Lineage: Eukaryota; Metazoa; Chordata; Actinopteri; Perciformes; Serranidae. The record is from RefSeq and is a predicted model, not a curated record. Bases 82 to 1116 code for a protein of 344 amino acids. The transcript is spliced from 6 exons. Gene Ontology annotation, molecular function: hydro-lyase activity.
CAGAAAAAAAAGCGAGUGCUGCAGAAGUUUGAGCCAAAGUCCAGAUAAGAUCUAAAGCAGUUUGUUAAAUUCAGCACAGAGAUGGAGAUGCAGCUUCCACCUCAUGAGGGAGCCGAGCUCUCUGUGGUCGACAUGCACACAGGUGGAGAGCCUUUACGGAUCAUCCACAGCGGCUACCCUGAGGUCAAAGGUGACAGCGUGCUCUCCAAACGCUGCUAUGUCCGGGAACACCUGGAUCACCUCAGGAGGGUGCUGAUGUACGAGCCACGGGGACACUACGACAUGUAUGGAGCCCUGAUCGUGGACAGUGAGAUACCUGAGGCUGAUCUGGGGGUGCUGUUCAUGCACAACGAGGGGUACAGCACCAUGUGCGGACAUGCUGUCAUCGCACUGGGACGCUAUGCCGUGGACUACAAACUGGUGAAAGAACCAAAGUCACCAGAGACUGAAGUGAACAUCCACUGUCCCUGUGGGCUGGUGAAGGCGUUUGUGGAGUACUCGGGUGGUAAAACAGGAGGAGUGAGGUUUCUCAGCGUGCCAGCGUUCGCCUUCGCUACAGAUGUGACGGUGACAGUGGAGAGGUUUGGUGAUGUGACGGUUGACAUCAGCUAUGGUGGAGCCUUCUACGCCUUUGUAGAUGCCCAAAGGUUUGGCCUCGAUGUGACCAAGUCCAGGACUCGAGAUCUGGUGGAUGCAGCCACAGCAGUGACCAACGCUGUCAAAGCUCAGGUGAAGUUGCACCACCCAACCAGUGAUGACCUGGCCUUCCUCUACAGCACCAUCCUCACUGACGGCAAAGAUAAUUAUUCCUCUGAUCCCACUGCUAACAUCUGUGUGUUUGCUGAAGCUCAGGUGGACCGGAGCCCCACUGGUUCUGGUGUGACAGCCCGAGUGGCUCUUCAGUAUCACAAAGGUCUCAUCCAGCUGAACCAGACCAGGACAUUUCAGAGUGGAGCCACUGGAUCCCAGUUCACAGGGAAAGCUGUUGAGGAAACCAAGUGCGGAGACUUCAAGGCUGUAGUGGUGGAAGUUGCCGGCAGAGCUUUUUACACUGGAGUGUCACGCUUUGUGCAGGAGCCAGACGACAAGCUGACACAUGGUUUUCUGCUGAAGUGAGACUCGAUUACAGGUGUUAUUAAAUAUGGUUAUACGUAACAAAAUUCUUUUUUUUUUAAACAUUAGUCAUAAGGUGCUUUUUUAACGCACAGACUCAGUCAUCACUCUUGACCCACUAGAAGUGUGCAGCGGUGCGUGUUUCUUGUGAGACUUUGCCCUCUGCCUGUAUGUUCUUGUCUUUUUAUUUUCUCUGUGGAUGUUUUAAGGCGUGUGCCCCUAGAGUGCUCAGGGGUCGUUAGAGCUUUGUAAAAAGGUAACGACCAGGUGCCAGACCUUGAGCAGCAGGCAUCCCCAGGGACAAAGUGCUGAAAACCCCCACAAAUAUAGUGAGGCAAACCAAAUGAGAGUGAAGCUGGCGUUAUCCUGUUAGGGGCCACAGGGGGCUGGAGCCUAUCCCAGCUGACACUAGGCAAGAGGCGGGGUACACCCUGGACAGGUCACCAGACUAUCACAGGGCUGACACAUAGAGACAGACAACCAUUCACACUCACAUUCACAUCUAUGGGCAAUUUAGAGUCACCAAUUAACCUGCAUGUCUUUGGACUGUGGGAGGAAGCUGGAGUACCUGGAGAAAACCCAUGCUGACACGGGGAGAAUCUGCAAACUCCCCCACCCCGUGUUUGAACUAGGAAUUCUUUUGCUGUUAGGGAACAAUGCUAACCACUGCACCACCAUGCUGCACAUAAAAAAAUGAGACAGUCACAGUCAAGUAUUCUGUUCAAUAGCAGUUACAGACCACUAGAUGGAGCUCUCAGUCUGCUGUCUAUCAGAGUCUUUGAAGAUUAAGAUUCUUCAGUCCUUUUUUUCUACGUGCAUUCAUUCCUGUUCAUAGUCACGGUGCUAAUAAACAAUUU